Molecule: messenger RNA, 1743 nt
Organism: Bacidia gigantensis
Lineage: Eukaryota; Fungi; Ascomycota; Lecanoromycetes; Lecanorales; Ramalinaceae
Exons: 3
Coding region: 1-1743 (580 amino acids)
Biological process (GO): regulation of transcription by RNA polymerase II
Cellular component (GO): Set3 complex
Molecular function (GO): transcription corepressor activity; protein binding
Source: RefSeq, a predicted model, not a curated record
AUGAGAGAGAAGGACCCGCAGACCCUGCCUUUCGCACAACGAAUCGAGCGACGGGCCUUGAUCACGUUGGUUCAUAAAGGUCUGAAGUACCAUCAGAUUGAACAAUCGCACGCCAAGGCGACCGUUGAAGAAGGCACAUCCGCCGCCACGUUGUAUUUUGGUGCUGAAACGAUCCGAGAAGCAUCUACGCCCGACCACGAAAAGCUUCAACGGGAUGGUCCAUUGACACCUCAACAACCACCUGCUGGGCGCAAAGUCCAGCGUGAAUUAAAUGCAUCUUCUUUCCAGACUGACGCCGACCCUGCGCGGAAGCGCGGGCGUCGCACCCAGAAUACAGAUGCAGCGAAUGCCGAUGUCAUGCAACUGGACCAAAAUGGCUACGACUACAAUCAAAGGGAAGCACUGGAAGCAGUUUCGCCAGAAGGAUACUCAGUCGCUGAUGAUGGUCAGACCGUCCCCGUCGAAAUGGACGUGGACGGGGACGAGCUGGCUGCGGCACAAGAUGCGCAUCCGAUACCGACCUUGACAGAUGGACAAAGCAUAGCUAUCCAAAGCGACAAAGUGGAGAAUUUGAUUCCGAGAACAACGAUCCUAAGUGUUCCAGACAGAGACAGCAUCAUGCACAUCAAGUGGAAUCCGCGCAAUUCAUCGAUUUUGGCAACUGGUGGGGAUGCGCUAUGCCGUCUUUGGCAGGCUGCCCCAGGCGCGGCUUCUGCCGAGCAAAUUGACAGUUGCGACAUUCUUCAGUCCAACGAUUCCUCUUUGGUGACCUCAAUGGCCUGGAGUCCAGACGGCUCGUUGUUCGCCAUCGCCACUCGGUCCGAUCCUUCUGAUGUCGUCGGCAACGUAUCGACCUGGACAGAUACCGGAAAAGCGUUGGACGAUCUUACCAUCGGCCAAGAAAUGGUCAUCAAGCUGCGCUGGAAUGCCGAUGGCAGCCUUCUACUAGGUAUCACUUCGUCUGGGGACGGGUCGAGUUCAAUCAUAGUCUGGGACAUGAAAAUCUCUCAGCCACUGCCGCCGUUACAAUGUGACAAGGUCAUCACGGAUGCUGUCUGGACAGGUGUAAGUACGAUCAUGAUUUGUGGGCAUGGCACCAUUGGUCGUUGGGACAUCGCUUCUGAUCAAGGCAUUACGUGGGCGGUCAAAGAUGCUCAAAUAACCGAUCGAAAUUGGAGUCACGUCUUUAAUGCUUCUCCUGAGAGCGUCGCUAUUCUCGAGGAAGAGACCGGCUGUAUGGUGUGCCUUGACCCGUACGGAACCAUAAGUGGCCUUCAACAAGCUCACGCUGAUACUGUUACCGCCGUGACCUAUGCAUUCAAUUCAAUGGCGCCACAAUCAGCCCCGAUCCUUGCGAGUGCGUCUUUAGAUGGCACUGUCAAGUAUUGGGAUCUCGCUACCAUGCGGCCCAGACGAGCGUUCAACUUUGGCUCGGAUCUUCCACCCUUGGCCGUGGCCUGUAAUCAUGAUGGCUCGCUGUUGGCAGCGGCUAACCAGACCAAAGUCCUCAUAUGGAACACAACUGGAAAACUUGUCCCUAUAGCAAGUUGGAAAGGCGACUUCAGCAAGGCGCCGAAGCCGCAAGCGAAUGGCCAUAGCGCAGAUAGAGACAGUGGGAUUGGUGACGACUGGUCUGAAAACGGUAUGAAUGAGCCAAGCAUCUCGCUGGAUUGGGAUGCGAACGGGAAGAGGCUGGCGCUGGGAGCUGGCAGCCAAAUAGCAAUCAUGGACGUCCAGCCUUGA